CACCCUCCCUAUUGUCAGUCGCAAAGAGAGAGAGAGGGAGAAAGAGAGAGAGAGAGAACACAAGAAUGAAGCCACUGAUCAAAGCAUCAUCUUCAUCUUCACCUUCUUCUGCUCUGAGAAAAGCUUCUCUUUCCCCGUAUCUCUUCGUGUCUCUAGCCUUCCUUCUGUUCGUCGCCGUCCUCUACGGCGAGAACUUGUGCAUGUUUGGCCAACAACUCCAACUGUCCCGACCCCUAUCAAGAACUGAGAAGAAGUAUGACGAGGCGUUGCCGUUCGCGAUCGGGGAGGCCGCAGAAGGUUGUGACAUAUUCAGAGGGAGGUGGGUGAGGGACAAGUCGACUCGGCUGCAUUACGAGGAAUCACAGUGUCCGUAUAUUCAGCCUCAGUUGACUUGCCAAGCUCAUGGAAGGCCUGAUAAGGAGUAUCAGUUCUGGAGAUGGCAACCUCACGGUUGCUCUCUUCCCAGCUUUAAUGCCACAUUAAUGCUCGAGACACUGAGAGGGAAGAGGAUGAUGUUCGUUGGAGAUUCCUUGAACAGGGGACAAUUCGUUUCAAUGGUCUGUCUUCUCCAAACAGUCAUUCCCGAAGGUGCUAAAUCGAUGGAAACUUUUGGUUCCCUACAAGUUUUCACUGCCAAGGACUAUAAUGCAACAGUCGAGUUCUAUUGGGCGCCAUUUCUUCUGGAGUCAAAUUCAGAUAACGCAAUAGUGCACCGAGUACCAGAUAGGAUGGUGCGAAAAGGUUCGAUCAACAAGCAUGGGAAACACUGGAAAGGAGUCGAUAUAAUAGUGUUCAAUACCUAUCUGUGGUGGAUGACCGGCAUGAAGAUGAAAGUCUUGAAAGGUUCAUUUGAUGAUGAGGUGAAGGAUUUUGUGGAGCUGUCGACUGAGGACGCUUACAGAAUAGCGUUGAAAAGCAUGGUGAGAUGGACUCAAAAGAACAUGGACCCCAAGAAAACAAGAGUCUUCUUUGUUACCAUGUCACCUUUACAUACCAAGAGCACCGAAUGGGGCGGCGCACCGGGUGGCAACUGCUACAACGAGACGGCGAUGAUCGAGGAUCCGAACUACUGGGGCUCGGAUUGCUCAAAAAGCAUAAUGCGGGUGAUCGGACAAGUGUUCAGCAAGGCCGAGGUCCCCAUCACCGUCCUCAACAUCACUCAGCUCUCGAGCUACCGCAAAGACGCGCACACCUCCAUCCACAAGAAGCAGUGGAAUCCUCUCACUCCCGAGCAGCUGGCCAACCCGGUGAGCUAUGCCGACUGCGUCCACUGGUGCUUGCCUGGCCUUCAUGACACUUGGAACGAGCUUCUCUUCACGAGGCUCUUUUAUCCUUGAUGAUGCCAAGUAGCAGGAACCGAGGAGUGAAAUGGGCUUUAUGUACAGUUCGACUUUGGGGGAGAGGAAUAGCUAUGGAAUUUGAUGUGAAGUAUAUGAGUUCGAUUUUUUUUUUUUUUUUUUUUUUUUUUGAGGGGAGCCCCUCCCGGGGGGUUGGUGAAAGGUGUUGUCCCAUGUUAGAUUUGGAGAAAAUUGAAUUUAUUUUUGGUAUGAAGGGAGAAAAUUUUUCCUUCACAAAAGAUUUAGGUCUAGAUUGCUUGCUCGUACAUGCAAUGGGAUAAUAGAAGCUGGAGGUUUUUGCUUGUUUAGUUUGGACCUCAUUUUCUGGGGAACUUCUUCCUUGGAUUUGAAUCCAUUAAGUCAAGUGCAUUACAAUUA
This is a messenger RNA of Eucalyptus grandis, 1715 nucleotides long. Its product is annotated as protein trichome birefringence-like 33. The transcript has 6 exons. Bases 66 to 1337 code for a protein of 423 amino acids. NCBI's taxonomy places the organism in Eukaryota, Viridiplantae, Streptophyta, Magnoliopsida, Myrtales, Myrtaceae. The record is from RefSeq and is a predicted model, not a curated record. Gene Ontology annotation, cellular component: Golgi apparatus. Gene Ontology annotation, molecular function: O-acetyltransferase activity.